CUUGUUUUAACUGGCCUGGGAACUUAAACUUUUGAACUUUCCAGUCCUGCAUCAAUGCCUGGAUACACAUCAGACCUCCCGAUAACCCUCUGAUUACCCCCUGAAGGACUCACGUAUCCAGACCACCUGACAUCCAUUAUCCAGAGCAGUGGACGUGACCAGACCUCCUGGCACGCAUCCUCCAGGCCAUCUGGCGUUUAUCAUCCAGACCAUGUGACAUCUGACUGAUAACCAUUUUGGGCCAGUCCUAGGGCUAAGAAUCAAAACUGAGUCUCAAGAACGCACUUUUUACUAUAAGAACUCCUAGCUUUGCUUUCUUCUUCAGAACACUUUUGGUUUUUGCCUAGUUGUAUUUGCAGUCUGCAAGCUCUAAGACCUGAAUAAAUCUUUAUCAUUUAUUUCUAGCCAAAGCCUCCAAACUCUAUUUGAGUUCAUUUGAUAUGAUCCUCUGGGGGACUUUAUGCUUCCUGAGCCUGCAGCUUUGAGCUCUUCAGAGUUUGAGGUUCUGUUCCACAAAGGGUCAUCCUCCUGCAAGGGACAUAGUGAGGGUCCCACUGAACUACAAGUAUGGCUACUCCAGGGCUUUGGACUUCUAUGGCCAAGGAGUCACCAUCUUGGCAGGGGUAAUUGCCCUCAAUCAGCAGGUGGAGGCUUUGUACCUUGAGAAAGGGACUGCUUACUCCUGUCAGAGGACUGACUCAAGGAUUCCAGAAUCCCGAUAAAGAGAGAGUCUUCCACAUUCAUGAAGCAUGUUCAUCUAUACACGUGAAUCAUGUUCGAGAUAAGUUGCGGGAGAUAGUAGGAGUAUCCACAAACUGGAGAGACCAUGUGAAAGCAAUGGAAGAGAGAAAAUUACUUCAUAGCUUUUUGGCUAAUUCACAGGAAGGACUGCCACCUAGGAGAAUGAAAGACAGUUAUAUCGAAGUUCUCUUGCCUUUGGGCACUGAGCCUGCAUUACGCGAGAAGUAUUUGACUGUUCAGAACACCGUAAGAUUUGGCAGGAUCCUUGAGGAUCUUGACAGCUUAGGAGUUCUUAUUUGCUACAUGCACACCAAAAUUCCUUCAGCUGAGAUGUCUCCUUUAUCGAUAGUUACGGCUCUUGUGGACAAGAUUGAUUUGUGUAAGAAUUGCUUAAGCCCGGAACAGGAUAUCAAGUUCAGUGGCCAUGUUAGCUGGGUUGGGAAGACAUCCAUGGAAGUGAAGAUGCAAAUGUUCCAGUCACAUGGCAAUGAAUUUAGUCCUGUUUUGGAUGCAACGUUUGUAAUGGUGGCUCGUGAUUCUGAAAAUAAAGGGCCGGCAUUUGUAAACCCGCUCAUCCCUGAAGGCCCUGAGGAAGAAGAGCUCUUUAGACAAGGAGAAUUGAACAAGGGGAGAAGGGUUGCCUUCAGCUCCACAUCGUUACUGAAAAUGGCUCCCAGUGCUAAGGAGAGGACGGCCAUACAUGAGAUGUUUCUUAGCACGCUGGAUCCAAAGACAAUAAGUUUUCGAAGUCGAAUUUUGCCCCCUAAUGCAGUGUGGAUGGAGGAUUCAAAAUUGAAGAGCUUGGAAGUUUGCCACCCUCAGGAGAGGAACAUUUUCAAUCGGAUCUUUGGUGGUUUCCUUAUGAGGAAAGCAUAUGAACUUGGAUGGGCUACUGCUUGUAACUUUGGUGGUUCCCGACCAUUUGUAGUAGCAGUGGACGAUAUCAUGUUUCAGAAACCUGUUGAGGUUGGAUCCUUGCUGUUUCUUUCUUCCCAGGUUUGCUUUACCCAAGACAAAUAUAUUCAAGUCAGAGUACACAGUGAAGUGGCCUCUCUGCAGAAUAAAGAACAUACGACCACCAAUGUCUUUCAUUUCACGUUCAUGUCGGAGAACGAUGUGCCCUUGGUUUUCCCCAGAACAUACGGCGAGUCCAUGUUGUAUUUAGAUGGGCAGCGGCACUUUAACUCCAUGAGUGUCCCGGUGACCUUGGAAAAGGAAUACCUUGUGGAGCCCUAGGGACCCUGCGCUUGUUGAAGACCAGCACUCCUCAUUGACGAAGCGCCUGAUGAAGGCCUGAUCACCUGUAUUGGUUUUAGCAUUCAUUCUCAUCCUCCAUAGUAAAAAAGAAUAUAUUCAGCUUUUAGGAUGAUCAGAAAAGCAGAACGAGAGAGUGGCUGGGUGGGGCAAAGCGGGAGAGAGCUAUCAAAUAAUAAAUGCUUUCAAGAUGGUUUAUAUUGUGAACCUACCAUGUUGCCUCCUGUCUGUUAAAAAAUUAGGGCUGAUGCCUUUUUACACCAUUGGAAACAUUCUUAGCUUACGCGUAUCGCAAACCCGCGAUAUACAUUGGGUUGUCGGAAAAGUCAUGACACAUUUUUGCAACGAAAAACAGAAAAAAAUACGUCAUUACUUUUCCGACAGCCCAAUACUGUGGCUUCCUGCCAAGGCAUUUGGAGGGCACGCUUCAAGCCCGACCUUUGCUGCAGUCCCCCUGUGUCAUCUAAAUCCCAUCCACCCUGCAUGAUUCCUUUGUGUUUUGCCUCCCUCUACUUCCCAGCUUUUGUUGUUACACAGGGUUGUUGAAAAGUUGAGUUGAAGGGAUUUGAUGAAAGAUGUGACAUUCGGAAAGAUUUGUGGGAAACCUUAGAUCUAAAGCCAUCGCAGGUCGCGCUAGUCAGACAGGCUCUAUAUGAGGAAACACAGGACUGUGCGUUCUUUCUUUCACUCACCAGGCAGCUCUUGACUACACUCCACUAGGGGCUGGGCAGGAUGUAGCUGAUUAAAAAACAAGAAAAAUAAUAAUAACAGCUGCACAUGCUUCUGGAGCAUUUACCAUGUGCUAGGUAGACACUGUUCUACACACUCGACAGGUGUUAGAUCAUUUGUUUCCUCCAUCAACACGAUGACGUAGGUUCUGUCACCCCCCUCAUAGGGUUAGGUCACUCAGGAAACUGAAGCACAGAGACGUUAAGUAACUUGCUCAAGACCCCACCACUGCUAAUCAGUGGUGCUGGGCUAUGUAUCACAGUGUCACCUAAGCACCCAAAGGCAGGUAUUCCAUGAGUCUGCAGCCAAGACCCAGGUUUUUCCUUAAUGGGACGGGAAGUUGAUCAAAUUCAGAGGAGAAAGACCAGGCUGUAGAGAAGAAAAAAGUCAUCUCUGAAAAGGUGCUCCCAGGAAGUCUUUCGAGUGGCUUCAAGAUCAGUGGUCACAAACUUGGCUCCUCCUCAGAAUUAGCUGGAGUGCUUUUAAAGAAAAUCCUCUUAGUUUAGUAUAUAUUGAAAUCACAGUUACUAUGAACAAGCAGUUCUGGCAUAGUCAGUCCUGGGCACGAACACCAUUGCUCUGGAGUUGUGCAGUAUGACUCCUGGAAUUCAGCCUGUGCAGCGCUCUGGUAGCUUGCUGGCUCAGUCUUCAUCUCCCCAUGUGCUACUUACUACCAACCCGAGCUUCACGUGGCUCUUCACAGAAUUUUGCACAUCUACCUAUAAACCCAGUGGGGUCCCGAGGUGGCUGAUGGGAAGGGACAGGCCCUGGGGAGUUGUGUGACUGUGUUAAGUGAAGUUCAGUUAAGAGGCGUGCAUCCUGUUGUAUAGAUUAUAUAUUAUCCAUUUAUUGCUGUACACGGAAGCUUUUUCUAGAACUUUCCUUGCUAUUACAAGCAGUGUUGCAGUAAAGAUCCUAAGUAGCUAAAACAUUUAGGCCUCAAAUUAUUUCUUCAGGAAAAUUGUAGGGAAAUGACCUCUAGGAUGAAAUAGUAUGCGUUUGUUGAAGGCUCUGAGUUCGUAUUUCAUGUAACCCUCCACAACAGCUGCACACAUUCACUUAGCAGCAGUUUCUCUGAGCUUUGCCAAGUUUUAUCCUGUUCUUUUAAAAAUCUUUGCCAUUUCCAUAGGUGAAAAUCAACAUUUCAUUUAUUGCCUGUCUUUGAACUCGACUGAAAUUGACCUUUAAGAAAUUGCUCACUGUCUUUUUAGUUAAAUGACUUGUUUGAGUAAUUUUGGAUAUCACAAUAUCAACCCCCAAAUCUGUUAUCUACCAAUAAAGUUUUUUAUAAGAACUA
Molecule: messenger RNA, 4021 nt
Organism: Hipposideros armiger (great roundleaf bat)
Lineage: Eukaryota; Metazoa; Chordata; Mammalia; Chiroptera; Hipposideridae
Gene: ACOT9
Product: acyl-CoA thioesterase 9
Exons: 16
Coding region: 838-1977 (379 amino acids)
Biological process (GO): acyl-CoA metabolic process
Cellular component (GO): mitochondrion
Molecular function (GO): fatty acyl-CoA hydrolase activity
Source: RefSeq, a predicted model, not a curated record